Molecule: messenger RNA, 2092 nt
Organism: Bolinopsis microptera
Lineage: Eukaryota; Metazoa; Ctenophora; Tentaculata; Lobata; Bolinopsidae
Product: acid-sensing ion channel 1-like
Exons: 14
Coding region: 40-1977 (645 amino acids)
Biological process (GO): sodium ion transmembrane transport
Cellular component (GO): plasma membrane
Molecular function (GO): ligand-gated sodium channel activity
Source: RefSeq, a predicted model, not a curated record
UGUGCUAGCAUUACCAUUAGCAUCGUUAAAUGUACUGCUAUGUCCAUCGAUCCUGAAAAUCCUGAGCCGAAUGUACAAAACCAUAAUGGCGGCAAUGGCAGCAAUAGAGUCAAUGGAAUCAAUGGCUUUCAUAACGUUUUCCAAAAGACAAAUUUUCAAAGAGUUGCGGGUUCAAGUUUUAAAAGGGUUGGUACAUUUAAAGACAUGGUGAAAAAGGUCAGCAAAGGAGUUCCAGGUCGUAAAGAUACUACUCGUAGAUUUAAACAGAUUGUGCAAAAGGUCGGCGUACAAAACUCACGAGCUGUAGAGAGUUUCUCAGAGUUCGCCCAGGACACCACAGCACACGGGGUCAAGUUGUUCUUUCAAGGAAAGAAAAUCUCACGAGCUUGUUUCUUCGUGGUAUGGCUGGCAGCUGUGGUUUACACUGUUUAUACGUGUUACAAGGGUAUAUGUGACUACAGGUCCCGGCCCACUGGCACCAAGUUUGAGAUAAGAAGAUCUGACGAUGUUGAAGCAAUCCCCUUUCCUACUAUAUCCUUGUGUAAUAUCAACAAAAUCAGGAAGGAUUAUCUUGAUAAAAACGAAAAACUCAAGCAGAUAUACAAUAUGAUAUAUGAAAAGGAAGAUUCUGGUCUGUUGGGUGGUAAGGAAGCUGUUGUCGACAUUCUGACAAAUGGAAAACAUAUUCAAGAUGACCCAGCAAGUAACACAACAUUAAAUGAAAUCUACAAAGAUGGAGGGCCACUGAAUUCAGACAUCUUCACCUGCAAGAUCGGUUUCAAAAACUGUUCGGCUGUCAUGGGCAAUGAUUGGUUUCAGAGGCAGGUUACACACCAAGGCAACUGUUUCAAAAUUAACCCCAACGGUUUCCUAAACGCUUCAAUUCCGGGGAAUCUGGGAGGUCUAUCACUUUUCUUGCAUGCUCAAAAUUCACAAUACAGAAUGAUGAAGCUAACGGAGCCGAGUGAAGGAUUCAAGAUAAGUUUCCACGAUCAUUUGGAAGCAGGUAACGUUGGAAACAAAGGAUUCGUCGUCUCGCCUGGACUUCAAUACUUCAUUCAACUUGGCUACAGAGAGACGUAUUUGCUGAAAGAACCCUACGGACAGGGGGACUGUGUGCAGGACGAUCAGUACAGAACCUCUACAUGCAUUAAUAAAUGUUUUAGGACCUACAUAAUCCAAAUGUGCGAUUGUGUUCCUUUUAAAGAAGGUUCUGCAGGUGACACUGAUACAAACACCAAACUGUGUACCAUGAAAAACAUGUAUAAUUGCGUAGUGACAACUCUCCAGCAAAUUCUCAAGAACACGACGAUCAGAGCAUCACGCUGUAAAUGUGAUAAAGCAUGCAACGUCAAGGAGUACGAAUACAGCGUGUCUAGUUCCCUGCUCUCUGAUAGAUUUAUUCAAAGGUUAUGGCAAGAGUACCGACAUCGAUUAGAAAAUGAAGUAACAAAGAAAAUGGAGGAAGUAAGAAAAAAGAAAGAAGAAACGAAAAAGAGACCAGUUAGAUCAAAAGUUAAGGAUCGAUUUGAAAAUAUCUCCAGAGCAAAUACAGACAACGAAAAAAGAAACAUGUCUUUCGUUGACGGAGUAAACGAAAUAAAGAGCAAAAUUAUUACUGAGAUGGUAAAGAAGAACAUAGUGAUUUUAAAGAUUAGUUUCCCCUCAAUUGAGAAACACACUAUCAAUCAAGUUAUUUCUUAUGGUUUUGGAAACCUUCUCGGAGAUAUUGGUGGGGUAUUGGGUCUCUUUCUGGGGGCGAGCAUUUUUACUGUUCUGGAGUUCCUGGAAUACAUGUUGAGGAUGAUUCACGAGAAUUAUGUCACAUUCAGAGCUAAACAGAAAGCAGACCAAGAGGCACAGCAGCGAAAGGUGAAAACUAAAAUAACAUUACAUACACUAGGAAAACAUUACAUGCACAGAGAUCUUCCGAACGGGGACGAGGAACUGGAAACGUUACCUGGGAACACCCAGUAAUGGGAACGUUACCUGGGGACACCCAGUAAGGGGCACGUUACCUGGGAACACCCAGUAAGAGGCACGUUACCUGGGGACACCCAGUAAGGGGAACGUUACCUGGGGACACCCAGUA